UAAAAAAAAGAGAUUAUAAAGAUUUAAAUGGGCCAUUUAAAGAUGGUUUAAAGCCCAAUACAUACGUAAGUAAUACUGUCGUCACAGAUGCAUUAUACGUAUACUUUAAUUUCUAUCGAUCUUAUCUGGUUUCACUCACUCGGAUACUCACAAUCACAAAACCAUGAGAUCAUCAGAUAACCUCUGGACCAGAAAACCAGAAGCCAAAACCGGCAAAUCUGAGUUUCCGGUUAUCAGAUUCAUCCGUAGAUACAUGGAGAACAUCAAGGACAAAGCCGGAGGUCCUGGAGUCGGCGGCGGAAUAGGCUGCGGCGCUGGACUCGGCUUCGGACUCGCCGGAGGGCUCGGGUUAGUCACUUCUGAAGGUAUUAACCAUUCCAAUGUGGUUUUUGGAAUCGGUGUGGGUUGCGGUAUUGGGGUUGGGUUUGGGUACGGGUUUGGAGUUGGUGGCGGGUUCAAUUUCGUUGACAUUGGAGAUAAAUUGACCUAUGGGAAGGAAUAGCUCUGGUUAAGAUUCCGUGUCGGGUACAGAUUCGUAAUGUAAUAUUAUUGUAACAAUCCGAACAUUACUCUGCCUUUUUUGUCUUAAUGAGUUCUUCUUACUUGCUUGAA
Molecule: messenger RNA, 612 nt
Organism: Brassica rapa (field mustard)
Lineage: Eukaryota; Viridiplantae; Streptophyta; Magnoliopsida; Brassicales; Brassicaceae
Product: glycine-rich cell wall structural protein 1
Source: RefSeq, a predicted model, not a curated record